GUCCAGGCACGUCCUGUUCGAUGAAACCCAAACCUAUCCCCAUCUUCAUUCGGUCGAGCCACAGCCCCCAUUGUCUUCUCCCUCGUUUGCGACAACAGGGUCACCCAUCGUUGUGCCGUCUUUGCCGGAGCAACCACCAGCGACAACGGGAGGCAACACCAUUUCCGCUUCAUCCUCAGGUUGAUGCUAUGGAUAUGUCAGAUGCAGUCAUUGUCAAUUCCAGCAGAUUAAAAUCUGUUGUGUGGAAUGACUUUGAUCGGGUGAAAAAGGGUGACACCUGUUUGGCUGUCUGUAGGCAUUGCAAAAAGAAACUUAGUGGAUCUAGUACUAGUGGAACGUCACAUUUGAGGAACCACUUAAUUAGGUGUCAGAGAAGAUCUAAUCAUGGCAUAUCUAACCAUGGCUUGGGUCUUUAUUUUCCAGCAAAGGGAAAGAAAAAAGAAGGAACCCUUGCCCUUGUGACUAUGGAUCAGGAACAGAAAAAGGAUGAAGUAAUUAACCUUGGGAAUAUUAAAUAUGAGCAAGAGCCAAUGAAAGAAGACACGGUUAACAUUGUGAAUAAUAAUUUUGAUCAAAGGCGAAGUCGAUAUGAUCUUGCCCGCAUGAUCAUCCUACAUGGCUAUCCUUUGGCUAUGGUUGAGCAUGUUGGAUUCAGGAUAUUUGUUAAGAAUCUACAGCCACUUUUUGAACUUGUGACAUGUAACAGAGUUGAGGCUGACUGUAUGGAAAUCUAUGCUAAAGAGAAACAAAAAGUGUAUGAAGUGUUGGAUAAAUUACCUGGCAAAAUCAGCAUCAGUGCUGAUGGGUGGGCUACUACAGGUGAUUCUGAGUACUUGUGUUUGACAGCACACUUUAUUGAUGAAGAUUGGCAAUUGAAAAAGAAGACUUUGAAUUUCAUUAUGACUGAUCCUUCUCAUACAGAAGAUGUGAGUUCAGAUGUUAUAAUGACUUGUCUAAUGGAUUGGGAUAUAGAUCGUAAGUUAUUUGCAGUGACAUUUGAUAGUGGGGCUAGCAGUGACAACAUGGUCUAUAGAAUUAAAGAUAGGCUGUCUCAGAACAGAUUCCUCUAUUUAAAUGGCCAAUUGUUUGACGUUCGCUGUGCGCCAAAUGUUGUCAGUCUGAUGGUUCAAGACGCUCUGGAAGCACUCUGCGAGGUGACUUACAAGAUUAGGGAAAGCAUCCGAUAUGUCAAAAGUUCUCAGUCAACACUAGCAAAAUUCAAUGAAGUGGCUCUAGAAAUUGGAGUUGAGAGUCCUAAGUGCUUGUGUGUUGAUAAUCCAUCACAAUGGAACUCUACGUAUUCAAUGCUUAAAGAUGCAUCAGAGUGCAGGGACGUGUUUUUUCGUCUGCAAGAAUAUGAACCAGACUACAGAAUGUGUCCAUCUGAUUUAGAGUGGGAGUGAGUGAGUGCCAUUAUUGGCUGCUUGAAGCUCUUCGUUGAAGUUACUAAUGUUUUCACAAAGAGCAAGUAUCUGACUGCAAAUAUAUAUUUUCCUGAGAUUUGUGAUAUACAUCUGCAGUUGAUUGAAUGGUGCAAGAAUCCUGAUGAAUUUCUUAGUUCUUUGGCAAUGAAAAUGAGAAGCAAAUUUGAUGAGUACUGGGAUAAAUGCAACUUGGGUUUAGCAGUUGCAGCCAUGUUAGAUCCUCGAUUCAAGAUGAAGUUGAUGGAAUAUUACUAUCCGCUAUUAUAUGGUAAUAGUGCUUCAGAGCUGAUAGAUGAUGUUUUUGAGUGUAUUAAGACGCUAUACAAUGAACAUUCUAUUGGCUCUCCAUUAGCUUCACUUGACCAAGGUCUGGCUUGGCAAGUAAGUGGUAGCUCUGGCACUUUGGCUAGUUCUGGAAAGGAUUCAAGGGACAAACUAAUGGGGUUUGACAAAUACCUGAAUGAAACUUCUCAGACUCAAGGGUCCAAAUCAGAUCUGGACAAGUACUUGGAAGAACCUCUCUUUCCACGUAAUGUUGAUUUCAAUGUAUUAAAUUGGUGGAAAGUUCAUACUCCAAGGUAUCCAAUCCUAUCAAUGAUGGCACGCAAUAUUUUGGGAAUCCCCAUGUCAAAAGUUGAAUAUGACUCUGCAUUCAACAUUGGAAAGAGAGUGCUGGACCAUGAUCGAAGUUCACUGCGCCCAACUCUUGUUCAAGCUUUGAUGUGUUCUCAAGAUUGGAUGAGGGAGUGAAAGUGCAAGGUGAUCUUCCUUCUUUUAUUAGUUUCCUGUAGUUUUCUAGGUUGUUUAUAGACUCUUUUCUUGUAUCAUUUUGCAAAACCAUCUAUUCGACUUUCAGAUGUGAAGCCCAGCUACAAUCUAUAUAAAGUAAGGCCGCCGCAAAUUUAAUGUUGGUUCAAUGGUGUGCGUGCCUUGGCAUUA
Pistacia vera is the source of this 2363-nucleotide messenger RNA. Its product is annotated as zinc finger BED domain-containing protein RICESLEEPER 1-like. The record is from RefSeq and is a predicted model, not a curated record. Gene Ontology annotation, molecular function: DNA binding. The transcript is spliced from 2 exons. The coding region runs from base 21 to 1403 and encodes 460 amino acids. Lineage: Eukaryota; Viridiplantae; Streptophyta; Magnoliopsida; Sapindales; Anacardiaceae.